Rhagoletis pomonella (apple maggot) is the source of this 1216-nucleotide messenger RNA. RefSeq lists its product as uncharacterized. Gene Ontology annotation, cellular component: nucleus. The transcript has 2 exons. NCBI's taxonomy places the organism in Eukaryota, Metazoa, Arthropoda, Insecta, Diptera, Tephritidae. The coding region runs from base 356 to 1075 and encodes 239 amino acids. The record is from RefSeq and is a predicted model, not a curated record.
CUAAUGUUGUCGAGUCGUACAAUUCAGCCUAAUUUACGACUUACGCAAUGAGGCUGAUUAACUGAAAUAACAAAUUGGUCCAAAAUAUCGGGAGCUAAACUAUCAUACAACAAAUGCAAAACUUUUCAUAUAUGCAACAAACGGCUUUGUCCACCAAUAAGUCUUAUGGGUCGAUUAUCGAUAUCAACCGAACUUCAGUUGAGUUGGCAGUUGCCAAAACGAUAUUAUAGAUGGCAUCUGGCAACUCUCAACCGUCAACUGAAGUUGUCACAAAGUGUGUAUACUUGCAACUGCACUUUUGUGGUUGCUGUGGAGGUUAGAAGAGCGUUUUUACAAGCGAAUAUUUAAAAAAAAGAUGGUGAAAAUAACUACAAAACAACAGUUUGAGAUUUUGGUGCAACAAAUGGAGCAAAAUCCUUCGAUUGCUCGUGGUGUACGCGCUUUUGGCGAGACAAAAGCAAAUACUGAACAUGUUUGGAAGGAAAUUUCUUCUAAAUUAAAUAGUUACGGACCGCCAACUCGUACAUCCGAAGAAUGGCAGAGGGUAUGGAUACAUUUUAAAGCCAAGUUAAAAAAGAAAAUGGCACAUAAUAGGAGGAAUAUAUCCAUCACCGGCGGCGGACCAUCUGAAGAAAUAAGUUUGUCCGCGCUGGAGCAGGCCGCAGCGGACUUUCUGCAAAUGGGCACUUCGGUCGAUCCGCCAGGUCGCACAUUCGGAGCGAUUUUACCCCAACAGCCUCAGGGCACUGAAAAUAUUGCCUACAUUGAGGAAAUUAAUACAAUUUUAGAGGUAGAGACUGAGCAACCACAGCAAGAAACGGUGACGCCUCUUGUAGCAGUACAACUACCCAGGAGAAAGAGGGCGCAAGAUAUCAGAUUAGACCUCCUCCAGCAACAAACAGGAACCCAGGGUGAGGUUGUUAAUAAGUUGGACAAAAUUGAAAGAAAGCUGUCCAGAAGAAAUGAUCUCUUAAAAGAUAUACGGGAUUUGAAGAGGGAAAAAUUAAAAAUAUUUAAGGAAGCGCAUGAAUUGAAAAAAAAGAACAUCAGAUGCUUGUUGAAGAGCAGCAUUUGAACAAGAAAAUUAAACAAAAAAAAACUGGAGCUCUUAGAAAAACAGAUCUCCAAUUUAAGUUGAGGCUUUUUACCUUUAUUUAAACCAAUAUUUUUUACUAUUAAGAUCAGUUGAAUGAACUGCUAUUUUUUUUUAGUUUUA